Messenger RNA from Lates calcarifer (barramundi perch), 1094 nucleotides. RefSeq names its product dual specificity phosphatase 22b (gene dusp22b). Gene Ontology annotation, biological process: positive regulation of JNK cascade; protein dephosphorylation; transforming growth factor beta receptor signaling pathway. Gene Ontology annotation, molecular function: protein tyrosine/serine/threonine phosphatase activity. The record is from RefSeq and is a predicted model, not a curated record. NCBI's taxonomy places the organism in Eukaryota, Metazoa, Chordata, Actinopteri, Centropomidae. The coding region runs from base 200 to 766 and encodes 188 amino acids. The transcript is spliced from 7 exons. Gene Ontology annotation, cellular component: cytosol.
UCUCCCAGCAUUCCUCACCGGGAGCCUGAACAGCAGUGCUCGGCUUGCUCGGACGCGGAGCUGCCGCUGCCUUUUUUUGUGCGCCUCUACAGCGGGUUUGGGAAGCCGUCAAGCCGCUGGUUAAGCAGUUUCAAACAACGAGGAACCGCAGCGUGGCGUUUUCUUUUCAACACUAUUUCUCAGAUUGGGGUCUUUCAGCAUGGGUAAUGGCAUCAAUAAGGUCCUUCCUGACUUAUACUUGGGAAAUUUCAAAGAUGCGAGAGACCGAGAACAGUUAGCCAGAAACAACAUCACGCACAUCCUGUCCAUUCAUGACAGCGCGGCUCCCAUCCUCCAGGAGAUGACCUAUCUCUGCAUUUCAGCGGCUGACCUGCCCACACAAAACCUGACUCAGCACUUUAAACAAAGUAUAAUGUUCAUGCACGAGUCUCGCCUCAAAGGAGAGGGCUGCCUCGUUCACUGUUUGGCAGGUGUGUCCCGCAGUGUCACCCUCGUGGUAGCUUACAUCAUGACAGUGACUGGGCUGGGCUGGCAGGAGGCCCUCGCCGCAGUGAGGGUGGUCAGGCCCUGUGCCGGCCCCAACCUGGGAUUUCAGCGCCAACUCCAAGAGUUUGAGGCCACUCAAGCUGAUGAGUUCAGAGAUUGGCUACGGAGGGAAUAUAAGGACAGCCCCUUCAAUGAUGAGGCUGAUAUACGGGAUUUGCUUGCCAGGGUGGCCAAAGUCAGUGGUGAGGAGGUGGAAAAACAGGCAUCUACACCACCUUAAGGCACCGGAUCUGGAAUUUUGAUGAGAUCUUUUGUAGCCCAGCCUGAAGCAUUACACCACUGUGUGAUGCUUAAUUAUUCUGGACCAGUUGGCAAGUCUAAUGUGCUUUGGAGUGGACUCCUGUGAGGAUCUUUCUUGCAACUGGAACAAUCCUCUAGAUUUCAUGAACACUGGAAGAGACAUUUAUUAUGGAGAACACCUAUUCUUUUUUCUUUUUUUUUUUUUUAGCAUUGGUGUUGCUGGUGCUGUUUUUCUAAUUUAUAAAUGUUUUGGACUGUGUGUUUUGUGUACUGUGUCAUUAAACAGUGAAAUAAAAGGAGUAAAGUGU